AUGGCGCGUUCCAACCUGCCUAUGAGCAAUAUUGCAGAGUUCUACCUCCUCAUUGCUAAAAAGGCACUUGGUGACUUGGGCCAUACUGCGGACCACUUCAUCCAAGACCUCGCGACAGCCGCACAGCGGUUCCCUCUGGCAAGCCUACCCUCCGUGAGCCAGAGUCUGAGGGAUCACCAGGAGACUCCCGGAGAGGGCCCGAAGAAAGACCAUCCUGACCUGCUACCGCUUGAGGCUCGCUGGCACCGAUUCGCUGAGUGGAGUGCCCAAGGCCGACAGGAUGGGUACAAGGAAGAAGCGCUGACCACCGAUUGGCAACUUGGCCUCACCAAGAACUGGGUCUACGAAGAAGCCCUGGAUAAGUAUGCCAGCAUGGGCCUUCCGUCGGCUGGGCCAAGCAACUGCGCAUUCUGUAUGAAGGAGAACCCCGACUUCGCCUGCCACGAGUGUUGUGUCAUGGUAGACGGAGCACACCUCCAGACCCAGUAUUGCAGCGAGACGUGUCGGACCAAGCACCUGAACGCUCAUGGGAACGUCUGCCGUACCCGGAAGGAAGUCUUCAAAGCUACAAGCCUGAUCCAUGCAAUCCUCCGACCGUUUUUCCGCCAGACAUACUACCGACCAACCGGCAGGGUUGUGGCCAGCCGCCAGGGCAUUCUAGUCGUGAGCUACCCCCGGGACGUCGACCGAUACACCCGCGCAGCCACACCUGAAAGCAUGGUCCGUGACGAUCACGACGGGCCGGAUUGGACGCCUCUGGGAAUGAAUGAAAUGCCGCCGCCGGUGCUGAAUCGCGACUACCGAGACAACACAUUGGCGCUAUCUCCCGCCCAGCAGAGGAGAAGCCAGGAGCUCAGCCGAGUGGGCAACAACCCGCGAGCCUUCGUCGGCGGUCUCGUCAUCGGGCGCUUCCCCGCCAAGGCGGUGAAUAAUCGGCACCCGACGACCUUGACCAGGCCCGGGUUGCCGCAUGCACUGCCUCGGGGGCACAACUACUGCGGCGGCCCCGGCACCAGUCUCGGCUCUCUCACCCAGGACGUCAAGGCAGCGACCCAGGAAGCGCUCCACACGCUUGGGGGUGCGAUACUUGAGGGGGAGAGGAUAAAGCAGCAGAUCCUCCAGCGAAACAUGUAUACCAUGGACAGCAUAGCCCAGAGAGUCAUGUUCCACUUGGAUGGUGAAGCGGCCAUAUAUUACGGGGAGAGCGCAGCGGCGCUGGCCUAUGGAAUGCCGCUGCUGAGCGAGCUGCUGAUGCCCAUGUGCUCCAACAUUGAGGUAGUGAUCGUGUCGCCCAAGAAUGCUCGCGUCUCUGUUACUUGGUGCGGGCGGCAACUCACUCCCAUUCGUCUCGGGGGCCCCGAGGAUGAGAGGGCGCAUACCCAGCCAGGGGAUACCGUCCGAAACAACAUGUUCUUUGAUCAUCACGUAUUGCGAGUCACCCUAGCUACGGAUGAGCGGUUCGCGAUCGAUUUCACCGGCGGUCAAUAUGGUUGGAAGGAGCAGUUGUGUCUCUGGGAGCAAUACGAGUCCCAGCGAGUCCACCGCAUCAAGUCCAUCCAAAGCUUUCCACUGGAAACCUUCAAGCCGCCCUCGCCGCGUGAGUACCGGGAGGGCAUCGCGCAUCAACUGCGGCUCAGCGUCAUGAACCGUAUCCUGGCCCGAAUCAGGGAUCCCAUCCCCAAUUUCAACUCGAUCCGCCCCAUGUUCGACGAGGGCUUCCACAUGACCAAAUACCGCUGGGGCAAGAUAAUCAAUGCCGCCAUCCGAGGCGCGAAGCGCGCCCACCGUAGGUCCGGGGUCAACCGCCUGUACCUCGACGAGGAGGGCGUCGUCCAGGUGACGACCACGCCGGACCAGGGCGCCUACUACCGCCGGGUCUGGCUCGCGCCGGAGGAGUUCGUCAAAACCACCCUACAGCAGUACGGCCCGAUGCUGCGGCUCUGGAAGCUCAAGUGCGGCGACCAGCGGCCCGUCACGCCGCCCUUCGACCCACCGCGCCAGCGCCGGGUCUGGCAGUAG
This is a messenger RNA of Phialemonium atrogriseum, 2019 nucleotides long. RefSeq lists its product as uncharacterized. NCBI's taxonomy places the organism in Eukaryota, Fungi, Ascomycota, Sordariomycetes, Cephalothecales, Cephalothecaceae. The record is from RefSeq and is a predicted model, not a curated record. The coding region runs from base 1 to 2019 and encodes 672 amino acids. The transcript has 2 exons.